CUGCCGCCAUUGUGCGGCGCUCGUCCACUCGAAGGGUGUCAGCUGCGGCCCGCGCUUUGGGCUGUCGUCGUAGUUUCUUGGUUUCCUGUCCGCGGAGCCCGGCGGGACCGGGACUCCCGUCCGUGCCGGUGCGGGCGCCGGCAUGUGGCUAUGGGAGGAACAGGGGGGCCUCAUGGGCCCCUUCUCCUUCCUGAUGAUGAUGCUGCUGCUGGUGACGCGCAGUCCCUUCAAUGCCUGCCUCUUCACCGGCAGCCUCUACCUCCUGCUGCGCCUCUUCAGCUUUGAGCCGGUGCCCUCCCGCAGGGCCAUGCAGGUGCUCAAGCCCCGGGACCGCGUCUCCGCCAUCGCCCACCGCGGCGGCGGCCACGACGCGCCCGAGAACACGCUGGCGGCCAUUCGGCAGACGCACACGGAGGGGUUGGGAAUAGUCCACUUACAGCAGAGGAGAAAGCUGAACACUGGAGAAAGAACAGCUCUCUACCAGCAGGGAAGAAGAAAGGAAAUAGAUCUGGCUAAGAAUGGAGCAACAGGCGUGGAGUUGGACCUUGAGUUUACUUCUGAUGGGAUUCCUGUCUUAAUGCACGAUAGCACAGUAGAUAGGACAACUGAUGGCACCGGUCGAUUGUGUGAUUUGACAUUUGAACAAGUUAGGAAGCUUAAUCCUGCAGCAAAUCACAGAUUAAGGAAUGAUUUCCCUGAUGAAAAGAUUCCUACCCUGAGAGAAGCUGUUGCAGAGUGCCUAAACCGUAACCUCACAAUCUUCUUUGAUGUCAAAGGCCAUGCAAAUAUGGCUACUGAUGCUCUAAAGAAAGUAUAUAUGGAGUUUCCUCAACUAUACAAUAAUAGUAUUGUCUGCUCUUUCUUGCCAGAAGUUAUCUAUAAGAUGAGACAAGCAGAUCAGAAUGUAGUAACCGCUUUAAUUCACAGACCUUGGAGCCUUAGCCAUACAGGAGAUGGGAAACCACGCUUUGCUACUUUCUGGAAACAGUCCAUGUUUGUGGCAUUGGACAUUUUGCUCGAUUGGAGUAUGCAUAAUAUCUUGUGGUACUUGUGUGGAAUUUCAGCUUUCCUCAUACAAAAGGAUUUUGUAUCUCCGGACUACUUGAAGAAGUGGUCAGCUAAAGGCAUUCAGGUUGUUGCUUGGACUGUUAAUACUUUUGAUGAAAAAAGUUACUAUGAAUCCCAUCUUGGUUCCAGCUAUAUCACCGACAGCAUGUUGGAAGACUGCACACCUCACUUCUAGACUUUUCCCCCAGGGAGGAAGCACGGGUAGAGAAACUGCCUGCUGGCCUCAUGGAGGAAUAUCAGCACACCCAAGCCCUUGCGGGAUCAGGUGGCUCCCACAAGCAGUAGUCGGUGACUGGGUAUUUACCUGAACCAGAGCAAAACCCGGUGUUGCCGCCAUGCUCCAUGAAAUGCCUGAGUUCAAAACCGAUGCUCUUGAAAGUCUGGGUCUGCAGAAAGGCACAACACUCUUGCCCCAACCUGAGGCACGCACUGAAGCCCGGUGAAGAUAAGCACAGACUGAAUCGUGCGCUUUGGGGGUGCAGAUGCAAAUGCAUGGGAAACGCAUGAUCACUCAGAGUUGACGUUUUAAAACUUGACACACUUACAUAACUUUACUUAUUUAAAAUAUUUGUAUCCAGCUAUGUUAUCAAUGUACUGUAGACAUCAAACUUGUGACCAUACUAAUAAAAUCAUUAAAAGGAGCACUAAGGGAAAA
Messenger RNA from Delphinapterus leucas (beluga whale), 1723 nucleotides. The record is from RefSeq and is a predicted model, not a curated record. Lineage: Eukaryota; Metazoa; Chordata; Mammalia; Artiodactyla; Monodontidae.